AUGCAAACCCAAGAGAUGCGUCGACCACUGUGGGUGUGGAACACCUAUGAGAUCAUCAGCUCUUCUACGACCACAACACAGCUCCUCUCUGCGGCAGUGCAGGCUUCAGUCACCGACUUCUAUCUCUACUUGGACGCAUCUCACUACGAGAAGUAUCACGAAUUGAUAACGCAGUUCAACGCGGCUUCGAGUGCGGCGAACAUCCGAGUCUGGGCGCUCGAAGGCGGGAGUGUGUAUUUUAGCGAUGCCGAUGGGCCCUCUCAUUUCUACAGAAACAUCGAAAACCUGAUCCGUUUCAACGAUCAGGCUCCGCCCGACGGAAAAUUCUUCGGAUUCUCCGCCGAUCUAGAACCCUACGCGAAGGGAGAAUGGACCUCCUUUCACAACGGCAUCAAGGGUUCCGACCUGGAUGCAACACCCGGAACUGGAGUCUGGAAGGGAUCUCAAGCUGCGGAUCGCGCGGCUCUGAUGCAGGACUGGGUGGAUAUUCAUCACACCGCUAAGGCCAUGCUGAGUGUGGCUGGUUGGCCGUUUGCGGCUGCAUUUCCCCAUUGGAAGUGCAAUUAUUUCGGCGAGCCGCUACAGGUGCGGUGGCCGGAUGAGAAGGCGCCGCUUCGGAGAGUCAUGGAGCUUCUAAUGGAGAGUGUAGACGAUUAUGUCGUGAUGAGCUAUCAUACUGAUCCUCAGAAUGCCUCUAGGAGGGUCGGAGAUGAGGUUGAGUAUGCCACGGCGUUGAGGAGGAUGGGUAGGGAACAUCGGCCGCGAGUCUUUGCGGCUGUGGAGACGAUACAAGGUGUUGGCGCUUCAGUUUCCUAUGGCGACCAUGCUUUGAAGCGAUCCAGGGCUGCUGUUCUCAGAGAUGUUGAGGCGAUCACAGCUACACUCAGACGCUAUGAUGCCUUUGGAGGUGUGGCUAUUCAUGCUUGGUCGGGAUGGAAGAAGUUGCCGGAAUGA
Molecule: messenger RNA, 954 nt
Organism: Lecanosticta acicola
Lineage: Eukaryota; Fungi; Ascomycota; Dothideomycetes; Mycosphaerellales; Mycosphaerellaceae
Source: the annotation of a GenBank genome assembly